This is a messenger RNA of Myripristis murdjan (pinecone soldierfish), 3093 nucleotides long. It is a transcript of the gene mttp, whose product is annotated as microsomal triglyceride transfer protein. The record is from RefSeq and is a predicted model, not a curated record. Gene Ontology annotation, biological process: lipid transport; cholesterol homeostasis; lipoprotein metabolic process. Gene Ontology annotation, molecular function: lipid binding. Bases 1 to 2661 code for a protein of 886 amino acids. Gene Ontology annotation, cellular component: basolateral plasma membrane; Golgi apparatus; endoplasmic reticulum. The transcript has 18 exons. NCBI's taxonomy places the organism in Eukaryota, Metazoa, Chordata, Actinopteri, Holocentriformes, Holocentridae.
AUGUUAACUCUUGUUGUGUUCUUGCUUUGCACAGCAUCCUGUUUAUCAGCUUCUACUAAAGGUGGUGGUGCUGGACCCCGGCUGAAUAAUGACCAGCUGUAUAAAUUCAGCUACACCACUGAGGUGUUGGUAGACAGGGCCAGGGGGUCAAAAGAGGGCAGCACUGGCUAUAGGAUUUCAAGUGAUGUGGAUGUCAACCUAGUUUGGAGAGAUCCGAGUAACAAGGAUGACCAGCUGAUUCGUCUGGCGAUCUCAAAUGUGAGGAUCGACCCUGUGGCGCAUCGGCCCGAGAAGAAGAACAUCCUUCAUGGCUCAACAGCAGAGAGCAUCAUGGGGAAGAGCAAACUAUCAGCUAUGACGAAGCCUUUCUUGGUGCAUCUGAAAAAUGGAAAGGCGAAAGCGUUUUACUCCUAUUGGGCAGAGCCUGCAAUCAUCAAGAACUUGAAAAGAGGGGUGGCCAGUUUACUCCAAGUGCAGCCCAAUACUGGGAAGGUUGUAGAGAAUGACGUGUCUGGAAGGUGCACAAUUGAGUACAAAGGAGUAAAGGGGCAGGUGACACGAACCAAGCUCCUGGACACUUGUAAGACUGCAGAGACCGGCUUCACCACACACAGUCAGGUCUUGGGUGUCAGCAAGAAGGCUAGUUCUGUUACAGUAUUCACACUUGAGGAUGGUUUCAUCAAGUCAGCUGUGGCUGAGGAGACACACACACUCAGUGUCAAUGCCCGGAGGUCCACUGCAGCUAAAGUUGUGUCCAGGCAAACCUUCACGCUAGUGGGGAAAGAGGCAGGACCAGCGGAGGCUGCUGGGAAAGAUGUUGCUGGGGUCGUCAAGUCCCUUGAUGCAAAACUGGCAGCUGUUGGCAUCAUGGCUGAGAAAGUCAAGUAUCAGUGCAAAGGGUGUCCAUCACUUUUUGAACACUGGCAGGCUCAGGAGAAGCAGUUGGAGCCGGCCAACCUCUCCAAGGUCACAGCUCCUCGCAGCUUCCUGGCUCUCAUCCAGAGCUUGAGGAAGGCUUCCAAGGACGAGGUCCUCAAAGUGCUGAAGAGUGCCAGCAAGACUGCCCUACCUCAGGUGGUGGAUGCGGUCACCUCCUCGCAGACCGCCGCGUCCCUUGAUGCCAUGCUGGAAUUCCUCAACUUCACCGAUGCCAAAGGCUUGGUUCUGCAGGAGAGGUUCCUCUAUGCUUGUGGCUUUGCCUCCCAUCCCACAGAGCAGAUGCUGAAAUCUCUGCUGGACAUUUCCAAAGGGAAAAUCGGCAGCACUGAUAUCAAAGAGUCAGUGGUGAUUAUCAUGGGAGCCCUGGUCCACAAGCUCUGUCAGAAAGGAGGGUGCGAUUUACCGACAGUGGUCCAGGUGAAGAAAAUGAUCUUAGAAGGUCCUGACAGCACACAGGUUGAAGCCGACGUUCAGAUGUACCUUCUGGCUUUGAAGAACUCUUUGCUCCCUGAGGCCAUCCCGAUCCUCACAAAAUAUGCCGAGUCAGAGGUGGGAGCAUACUGCACUAUCGCCCUCACGGCCUUGCAGAGAUACGACAUCGGCCUCAUUACAGAUGAGGUAAAACACACAGUGAACAGAGUUUACCACCAGAAUCGCCGGAUCUAUGAGAAAAACGUGAGGGCAGCUGCUGCUGAUGUCAUUCUUAGUAGCAACCCCUCGUACAUGGAAGUCAAGAAUGUGCUGCUGUCCAUUGGAAGCCUGCCCCAUGAAAUGAACAAAUACAUGCUUUCUAAGAUCCAGGACAUCCUCCAUUUCGAGAUGCCUGCCAGCAAAGUUGUGCGAAAAGCUAUGAAGGACAUGAUUUCCCAUAAUUAUGACCGUUUUUCAAAAGUUGGAUCAUCAUCUGCAUACUCAGGCUUCAUGGCACAAUCUGCUGAUGUUACAUCCACAUACAGCCUGGACAUCCUGUAUUCUGGCUCUGGGAUCCUGAGGAGAAGCAACAUGAAUAUUUUUGGUGCUAGUAAAGGAGCUGUGCUACAUGGUCUGCAGGUGGCAAUUGAGGCCCAGGGCCUGGAGUCCCUGAUUGCUGCCACACCUGACGAAGGAGAGGAAGACUUGGAGUCCUUUGCUGGCAUGUCGGCUCUGCUGUUCGAUGUCCAACUGCGGCCUGUCACGUUCUUUAAGGGUUACAGUGACCUCAUGUCCAAAAUGUUCUCUAUGUCCGGGGAGCCCAUGAAUGUAGUAAAGGGUCUCAUCUUGCUGACUGAUCAUUCUGAGGUCAUCCAGCUCCAGUCUGGUCUGAAGGCGAGUGCAGAGUUCCAGGGAGGGUUGGCCAUUGAUAUCUCUGGAGGCAUGGAGAUCAGUCUGUGGUACAGGGAGUCCAAGACCAGCGUCAACAACAGGGGUGCGUUAGUGGUCACUGGCAACGUGACCAUUGACAUGGACUUUGUUAGAGCCGGGAUGGAGGUCAGCUUCGAAACAGAGGCUUCGCUGGACUUCAUCACCACUGUCCAGUUCUCAGAGUAUCCUUUCCUGGUUUGCAUGCAGAUGGACAAAGCUACCUUUCCCUUCAGUGAAUACCUGACCACGUAUGAGAGCCUGCCGUCUGGGAAGAGUGUUGUGUCACGCAAAGGCAGGAAGCAGCUCGUGCCCGGCUCCGAGUUCCCUCUCCACCAAGAGAAUUCGAACAUGUGCAAGAGGGUUUUUGACUCCAGUUGGUAGGGGAGAUUCGAUGAACUAUCCAAGAAGCAGUCUUCAUUCUCAUGGGCAUGUUUUUAACCCUUCUCACUGUGGUCACUCAAAGAAGAUUUAUUGCGUUCAGGGACACCUAUCUCACCUCAGCCUCAAGCAGUGUCCAAGCAUAAUGAGGGAAAGUGGGUUUUUUUUAACAACACAUGUAAUGUUUACAUUCCUCUGGGUAUUUAAGUCAUUUUAAUUUGACAUUUUGUUUGAAAUCUGGGACCUAUUGCAUUGUCUUUUUAUGGAUUUCUUUGAAAAUGUAUUUAUAAUGGGUACAUAUGUAUGCUUUAUUUGAUACAUGGUACUCAGCGUGAAUAGAACCACUGUGAUUUUCCCCAACAGAUAGAGUAUGUAAAUAUGACGCUUGAAACAUUGGAUUAGCUUUCCCCGUGAAUAGAAAUACUCCUGUCAUCA